AUGUCGCGAUGACCUGAAGAGAAUAAUGUUUGUUAAUAAUGGCAUAAAAAGUGAGGGAAAUCAAAAAAUCAGGAACAGCGACUGUCUUCGCCUAAGAUUCCAAGAACGCGCGUUCGCGAUAUGUGGUGCACCUCAGCGUCCUCGCACGCAGAUUUGGAUGGCCCCUCCGCCUGCUUCCAAAACCCUCGAAUGUCAAUUCUCAAGCGUCAAAACUGAAUUCCUUUCAGCGGAUUGAGUCAUCACCGUUGUCGGAGGUUUUAACUUUCGAUUCACGGCGUUUACCAUGGCGACGAGAAAUCGCACAGCCGUGUUCAGCAAGUAUAGGCACACCCUUAACAGUAAUCGUUUUCUGGAGUCAUCUUCUUCUAAUUCAACGUUUGGUGGCCCCGUGAUCGAAAUGGCCACCACCUCGUUUCUUCAUUCUCAUCAGUCGUACGCUCCACUCAGCACCGAAGAGCCUGGCCCCUCUAGUAAGGAUGCAAUAGUGUGCCUGCCUCCAGACUGGGUGGAUGUCUUUGAAGAAAUAGCUGCCAAUAUACAGCAUAUUAGAGUAAAAAUGAAAGAGUUACUCAAGGCUUAUGCUAAGGCUUUGACACCCUCUUUUGGAGAUGGCAAAGAAGAUCAACGUGUUUUAGAGGCUCUUAGCCUAGAGAUUACAAAUCUACUGAGGAAGUCAGAGAAGAGAUUGCAGAAGCUCUCCACAGGUGGGCCAUCUGAGGAUUCAAAUAUUCGGAAAAAUGUGCAGCAUUCUCUUGCUACGGAACUUCAGACACUUUCUGUGGAGCUUCGGAAGAAACAGUCAACAUAUUUGAAACGUCUUCAUCAGCAGAAGGAGGGGCAUGAUGGGCUUGAUCUGGAAAUGAACUUUACUGAAAAUAAAUCUGGAUUGAAUGUUGAUGAGUUUGGAGACAUGGGUCUUAAUGAGCACCAAAUGGCCAAACGGAAAACAAGUGAACAGUUCACUGCUGAAAGGGAAAGAGAGAUCAGACAGGUUUUGGAAUCAGUUCACGAGCUGGCCCAAAUAAUGAAGGAUCUUUCUGUUCUUGUUAUAGACCAGGGCACUAUUGUUGAUCGGAUAGACUACAACAUUCAGAGUGUUUCUGCAUCAGUAGAAGAAGGCUUUAAACAGUUAAAGAAGGCAGAGAGAACUCAUAAGAAAGGGGGGAUGACGAGAUGUGCAACAGUUCUUGUCAUCAUGUGCUUUGUAAUGCUUGUCCUACUGGUUCUGAAGGAGAUCCUUUUUUGAGUCUUUUCGAAUCGCAUGUCAGGUACACUUGGGGGUUAGAACGGAAGAAAUUUUUUGAAGGAUUUGUUAUCUUUCGUUGUGGCAGUGUCCGUAUUGGUUAGAUAUUUAUUUAUUUAUCUUUUUCAUUUUUCAUGUGAGAAUUUUUUGUAAUAUGAGGGUUCAUGAUGUAUGUUCAUUUAAGAACUGUUUUAGACACCAAAAAAUGAAUUCAGUUCUA
Molecule: messenger RNA, 1463 nt
Organism: Diospyros lotus (date-plum)
Lineage: Eukaryota; Viridiplantae; Streptophyta; Magnoliopsida; Ericales; Ebenaceae
Product: tlg2p-like protein a
Exons: 8
Coding region: 284-1246 (320 amino acids)
Biological process (GO): vesicle fusion; vesicle-mediated transport; intracellular protein transport
Cellular component (GO): membrane; endomembrane system; SNARE complex
Molecular function (GO): SNARE binding; SNAP receptor activity
Source: RefSeq, a predicted model, not a curated record